This is a messenger RNA of Schistocerca piceifrons (Central American locust), 833 nucleotides long. RefSeq names its product translocon-associated protein subunit beta (gene SsRbeta). The coding region runs from base 187 to 765 and encodes 192 amino acids. NCBI's taxonomy places the organism in Eukaryota, Metazoa, Arthropoda, Insecta, Orthoptera, Acrididae. The record is from RefSeq and is a predicted model, not a curated record. The transcript has 4 exons. Gene Ontology annotation, cellular component: membrane; endoplasmic reticulum.
AGACGUCAUCACACGUGGCCAAUGAACUGAAAGCGUGGUCAACAGAUGUGAAUGGUAGUAGGCUGCAUGUAACUGUUGAUGGUGUGUGUAUGGGUGUAGUUUGUGCGAGUGCAAUUUGCGUUGUGAGCUGGAGACAAGAAGAAUAGUUGCAUUUGAUUGAGACCUUAGAUCACAGUUGACUUUAAAAUGAGAUUUGUAAUAUUAUUAUCGAUUUUAACAGCAGUUGUCUGCAAUGAUGAGGAAGAAACGGGAGCACGAUUACUCAUAUCGAAACAGAUUCUUAAUAAGUAUUUGGUAGAAGACAUGGAUAUCGUAGUGAAGUACACCUUGUACAAUGUUGGUACAAGUGCAGCACUGGGCAUCCAGCUGACUGACAAUAGCUUUCAUCCAGACUCUUUUGCUGUCGUUGGUGGUCAGCUGAGUAUCAAGCUGGACAGAAUUGCACCGGGCACUAAUGUGUCACAUGUUGUGGUUGUGAGACCAAAGAAAUUUGGAUACUUCAAUUUUACAGCUGCUGAAGUUAAUUACCUGCCAUCGGAAGAUAUCUCAGAAUUGCAGGUUGCUGCAACAAGUGAACCUGGUGAGGGACUGAUAAUCCCCUUCAAGGAUUAUGAUAAGAAGUUCUCACCCCAUGUUUUGGACUGGGGAGCUUUUGCCGUUAUGACCAUGCCAUCACUGGCUAUUCCUUUCCUUCUGUGGUACUCGAGUAAGUCAAAAUAUGAGAAGCUGACCAAGACAAAGAAGGAGAAAGGAGUGAAGGAGUAACUGUUCAAUCACAGUUGUUUGCAGUCAAACAGAAUUUUGAUAAUAAAAUUAAUUUAUAAGACUGAAAA